Messenger RNA from Juglans microcarpa x Juglans regia, 1458 nucleotides. Its product is annotated as protein DETOXIFICATION 53-like. Lineage: Eukaryota; Viridiplantae; Streptophyta; Magnoliopsida; Fagales; Juglandaceae. Gene Ontology annotation, cellular component: membrane. The transcript has a single exon. Bases 1 to 1395 code for a protein of 464 amino acids. Gene Ontology annotation, biological process: xenobiotic detoxification by transmembrane export across the plasma membrane. Gene Ontology annotation, molecular function: xenobiotic transmembrane transporter activity; antiporter activity. The record is from RefSeq and is a predicted model, not a curated record.
AUGCAGGUAGCAGAGGAGCUUACAUCACUUUGCAAAAUUGCAUGCCCCAUAGUUGUAUCAAGCCUGCUUUUAUACUUCAAGACACUCAUCUCUAUGCUCUUCUUGGGACAUCUUGGGAAUUCUGAGUUAGCAGGGGCCUCGCUCUCAAUUGGAUUUGCCAAUAUUACAGGCUACUCUGUUCUGAAAGGCCUUGCCAUGGGGAUGGAACCAAUAUGUUGCCAAGCUUAUGGAGCAAAAAAGUGGGAGGUUCUCUGCCAGACAUACAAAAGGACUCAGUGUCUCCUCUUUCUAGCAGCCAUUCCAAUUUCUCUGUUGUGGUUAAACAUGGAGCCAAUCCUACUGUGGCUAGGUCAGGAUCGAAACAUUAUGCCUAUGGCUAAGGUCUAUAUAACAUAUUCUCUUCCAGAUUUGCUAGCCCAAGUCCUCCUUCAUCCCUUAAGAAUUUUCCUAAGGACACAAAGUCUAACGAAACCCCUCACUUUAUCUGCUGUGUGUGCAAUGAUUCUCCACCUUCCUAUCAACUACUGCCUCGUUGUAUACUUGAAUAUGGGGAUGAGAGGUGUUGCUCUAGCCUCAGCCUGGACUACCUUAAACUUGUACUUUGGUUUGCUAGUCUACCUUUUUCAAUCGAGGACGGCACUUAAACCUUGGGAUGGGAAAGCAAAACAUGCAUGCUCUCAAGGCUGGAAACCGCUGCUCACCCUUGCCUUGCCAAGCGUACUCUCUGUCUGUUUGGAGUGGUGGUGGUAUGAAAUAAUGCUGCUACUGUGUGGCCUACUAAGUCAUCCACAGGAAAGUGUGGCUGCAAUGGGAAUACUCAUACAAACAACAGGAUUGCUCUAUGUGUUCCCUCACUCUCUUAGCUUGGGUUUAUCAACACUUGUUGGCCAAGAGUUGGGGGCUGGGCAGCCUGCACGGGCUCAACGGACUACUGUAAUUGGACUCGUUGUGGCGGUUGUGUGCAGUAUACUAGCUUUUGUUUUCACAGUUGCAGUGAGAAAUGGGUGGGGCAAGCUGUUUACAUGUGAAACAAAGGUACUUGCUCUAACAUCAAUUGCCCUUCCCAUAUUAGGCUUCUGUGAGCUAGGAAAUUGUCCCCAGACAGCUGCAUGUGGAAUCCUUAUAGGCUCUGCAAGGGCUAAGCUUGGUGCUUGCAUUAAUUUUGGUUCCUUUUACCUAAUUGGUUUGCCAGUUGCAGCACUCAUGAGUUUUACAUUCGAGAUGGGCUUUGUGGGGUUAUGGUUUGGUCUCGCAGCAGCUCAGAUUUCAUGUAUGUGCAUGAUGAUCUGUGCUUUGGUUUCAACUGAUUGGAAGAACCAAGUAAAUAGGGCCAGGGAACUGACUCAAACAACUGAAGGUAACGGCACUGAUUUGGAAGCCAACCUCAUCGGCUAACUUUGCUUUGUAGUAGUUGAUAAAAUAAACUCCUUGUACUAUGAGAUGACAUAGUCCUAAAUG